Molecule: messenger RNA, 1045 nt
Organism: Bursaphelenchus xylophilus (pine wood nematode)
Lineage: Eukaryota; Metazoa; Nematoda; Chromadorea; Rhabditida; Aphelenchoididae
Source: the annotation of a GenBank genome assembly
AUGUUGAUGCCAACGGCUGACCGACGAAAGAUUUACGAGAAGUUGUUCGAAGAUGGUGUCGCCAUCGCCAAGAAGGACUUCCAGUUGAAAUCUCAUCCAGAAAUCGAGGGUGUCAGAAACUUGUACGUGAUCAAGGCCUGCAGAGUGAGUUUUUUAUUAGUUUUUUGUUGUUUAGGUUAGUUGAAAACUUGAGGAUAAAUUGAAAAUGGGGAAAUUCCACCUCGAAAUUGUUGUUGGCAAAUUUUUUUCAAUCUGUACAUUUUAAAGCACGUGUUGAAUUUGGUUUUACGAAGAUUUGGAGACUAUUACCAAGCCUUUUCGUAAUUUUGUCUGAAAAAGGUAUGAAAGUCUCCGGAAAUCGAGAUUUUGGCAUUUGAACGAUACUCUAGAUCGUUCUUUUCCUUCUAGGGUCGCUUUCAAAGGUCGGACAUUCUUUUCUAAACAUUAUUAUCGAAAGUUUUAUGUUGUACUAGGGCCAAGUUUAAUUUCCUAAAUUUUAGAGCUUGGCUUCCCGUGGAUAUGCCAAGGAACAGUUCGCGUGGAACCACUACUACUGGUACUUGACCGAUGAAGGUAUUGAGUACCUCCGCGACUACCUCGGACUUGCCGCUGAUGUUAUCCCACUCACCCACAAGACCCCCAAGACCGGAGAGAUUCGUCAAGCUUUCGCCGAGAAGGCUGGACGCAGUGAGUUCUUUGCUUUUUGUUGGUGUGUAGGUCAUUUGGCAUCGUAUAUCCUGCCGGCGAGUAAAUUUCAGUACUUGAGCUGGCGUGGAAAGCGGUGCAAUAUCGAAAUUUUUGUGAUUAGUUGCUAUUAUUUAUUCUUCAAUAUAAUUAGUGUAAUUAAUUCAAAAGACAUACAAAAUUAAAAAGAAUUUUGAGAUUCUUACCUUAAUUUUGGAUUACAUUCCCCUUGAUUUCAGCUGGAUUCCGUGGAGACUCGGACCGCGCCCAAUACCGCAACGACAAGGUCACCGAGGCCGGACCCGGCUCGCAGCCCGUCAACUACCGCGGUGGUUUCGGCCGUGGUGGUGCUCCUCAAUAA